Messenger RNA from Astyanax mexicanus (Mexican tetra), 668 nucleotides. RefSeq names its product neurogenin 3 (gene neurog3). Lineage: Eukaryota; Metazoa; Chordata; Actinopteri; Characiformes; Acestrorhamphidae. Gene Ontology annotation, molecular function: protein dimerization activity. The coding region runs from base 86 to 634 and encodes 182 amino acids. The transcript has a single exon. The record is from RefSeq and is a predicted model, not a curated record.
GUGCGCAUCCGUGGAAAGAAGUGGCACGUGCGCAUCCCGCGCGCAAUCACCCUACGGUUCGACAACAGAGCUCUCAGAAAGAGAGAUGAACUCCUCCUCCAGUGAUUUUGACCCGAGCAACGACGAAGACUCGCCCGCUUCUACCGGAGGGAGAGCGAGGAAAACGCGCGCGAGGACAAAGUGGUCAUCAGGCGCGUCCAGGCCCCUCGGGAACCGCAGAACAAAAGCCAACGACCGCGAAAGGCACCGCAUGCACAACCUCAACUCCGCCCUGGACGCGCUGAGGAGCGUGCUGCCCACCUUCCCCGACGACACCAAGCUGACGAAAAUCGAGACGCUGCGAUUUGCGCACAAUUACAUCUGGGCUCUUACCGAAACACUGCGAAUCUCUGACCACACCCGGCCCCCUGCAGAGCCUGCGGAGGGUGUUGAUGCGCAGAGCGGAGUCUGGCACGGAGCGCGCGGGGCGCACGCGGCGCAGGGACUGCACGCGGACGCUUUACUGCGCGAGGCGGACUGCAGUUUUCAGGACAGUCUGGCGCUCGCUUUAAAUGAAGAUGCGUUGUUUCUGAGUAACGGAUGGACUUGUUUCUCAAAGUCACACAGAUCCAGCAUGAAUGAUUACAGACUAUAAAGAGAAUUUGAACAUCUGUAAAUAUAACUUUUAC